Messenger RNA from Megalobrama amblycephala (Wuchang bream), 666 nucleotides. Its product is annotated as hydroxyacyl-thioester dehydratase type 2, mitochondrial-like. The coding region runs from base 1 to 501 and encodes 166 amino acids. The record is from RefSeq and is a predicted model, not a curated record. The transcript has a single exon. Lineage: Eukaryota; Metazoa; Chordata; Actinopteri; Cypriniformes; Xenocyprididae.
AUGACAUUCUGUCUCAGAAGAAGUAUUUUCUGCAGAAAUAUAUACUCUGUUGUCAACUCAGCAUUGACGGUUCCUGCAUCCCUCACAGUAGGGCACAGGUCGCUUUACAUCGGUGAACGAGCCUCGCUAAGCAAAACAUUCAGCGCCAGAGAUGUCGCACUUUUUGCUGAGCUGACGGGAGACAUGAAUCCUCUCCACCUCGACCCAGAGUACGCCAAAACGACCUCUUUUGAGACCCCCAUUGUGCACGGAGUGCUGAUUAACGGUCUGAUCUCAGCUGUUCUUGGGACUAAGUUGCCCGGGAAAGGCUGCGUGUUUCUCUACCAGGAAAUACGCUUUCCUGCGCCCCUCUACAUCGGAGAGGAGGUUGUGGCGGAAGCGGAGGUUAAAAAGAUCAAAAUGUCCUUUGCUUUUAUUUCCGUUUCCUGUGCUGUCAAAGACAAAGUGGUCAUGGAGGGAGAGGUCAUGGUCAUGAUGCCGCAGAAUGGAGAGCGAUCAUGAGGAAUUUGAGUGGAUGCUGUGUUUGUUCCAAAUCUGCUGCCAGGAAUUGAAUGUUCUUUCUUGCUUAUUUUUGUUCUUCUGAAAUGUGACGCUCACUCAAAGAUUUAAUAUUCAUUGCUUUUUGUUCUCUGAGGUGCAGUUUAAAUAAACAGUGUGAGAAAAUAA